This is a messenger RNA of Alternaria arborescens, 2364 nucleotides long. RefSeq lists its product as hypothetical. Gene Ontology annotation, biological process: endoplasmic reticulum unfolded protein response. The coding region runs from base 1 to 2364 and encodes 787 amino acids. The transcript has 2 exons. Gene Ontology annotation, molecular function: protein binding. NCBI's taxonomy places the organism in Eukaryota, Fungi, Ascomycota, Dothideomycetes, Pleosporales, Pleosporaceae. The record is from RefSeq and is a predicted model, not a curated record.
AUGGCGGAAGAAGCGCAGACCAUCAACCUCAAGAUCCUCUCUCCCUCGACUGAGGUGGAGGGCGGCGUGAAUCUCGCAGACGUACCCGCUUCAACCACCGUCAAGGAGCUUCGCAGCCGCAUACAGGAUGCGGCGCCCUCCAAGCCUGCACCUGAACGCAUGCGCCUGAUCUACCGGGGGAGGGUCGUGGCCAAUGAUGCCGACACACUAAGCAAUGUCUUCGGUGUUGACAACAUUCGUGAGAGCAAAGACCAGAGCCUCCAUCUGGUACUACGAGAGCUCCCUACUGCUGGGAACUCUUCAGCAUCACCUGCUCCUCCAUCUUCAACCGUUCCGCCCAAUCUUGUUCGCCCCCAAGCUCCAGCUCUGCCUGCAAAUCCGCUUCAGACGAACCCGUUCAGGACGCUGCCGCAGGCUCGACCAAAUUCAAUACCACCAUUACCACAACCCCACCAGCACCAUCUCCCGGGAGCCCAAGCACACGUGAUCCCCAUUCCUCUGCCUCAACAGGUACAGCACCAACUUGCUCACGCCAUGGCACAGCAAGGACAACAGGAUAGCGAGCGAGUUCCAAACGCGACAUCUGAGCAGCCUGGACAAGAGACACAGAGACCUGCUGAUGCCGCUCAACCGCCGCUUCCCGGUGUAACGCCUCUGCCAGCAAUGGGGCUACCCAAUCUUCCCGGCCAUGGCGACCAACCACUGCGGCGCGAAGGUGUUGGACCCAAUGGGGCGCGGUGGACAGUCACAUACAACCACGUCAACUUACCUGCGCGAGUUCAGCAGCCUGUUCCUGCAUUUGCUCUUCCACGUCCACUGGGUUUCGCUCGUCCACCAAUUCCACCAGGCGUUCUUCCCUCAAUGGGCCAUGACAGUGCACAGCGCUUAUUGCCACGGAUUCAGACCAUCUUCCAGGAAACACAACGGGAGAUGGAAAAUGUUCGUACGCUACUACAGCCCACGCGCGAGCCAAGCACCCAAACCGAUCGACCUUCGAUAUCAAACCCCCUCCCCUUGCAGCUACCUAUUUGGCGAAUUGACUACAUACGCCAACACCUGAACACGAUCAACCAGAACCUGAACGUUGUCGAGCGGGCCCUUUCCCUCCUGCCUACCGAACCGGAAGUGGCAGCGCUACGACGUUCGGUUAUCGAAAUUAGGGUAGAUGCCUUAGAAUUGAACAUCAUACUUGAUCGGCAACAGGGCGGUCCUAUUCCCAGUCAACCAAGCACCCUAGCUACAUCCACAGAUCCGGCGACCGCUGGUGUAUUCGCCGGCACAAUACCAGGUGCUCCGGUCAUGACGCCAGCCGUGCCAACUACAUCACAACCACGAGCACAGAAUGCUACGCAGACUUCGUCUGCAGAUGCACCAGCCGAGCUGUUCCUCUUGUCCAGCCCACAAGGACCUGUUGGUCUUCUCUUUGACCAGCAGGGUACAUACACUACGGCUCCUAUGGUAUCCACAAUGCCAUUCCAGAGCUUCACGACCCAGUUUGCCCAGAAUAGACAGCUUAUUGCUGGGCUAGGGCAGCACAUGGCACAAGGAUCGACCCAGCUGCACAAUCAACUAGCAGACCUCCAACCGACACCAACACAACAACCAGAGGCUGGCGGUCAGGCUUACAAUCAGGAACAAGCGCACAAUCAAAUGCAGAACCAAAACCAGGAUCCGAUUGCAAAUGCAAACGCGAAUGCGAACCAACCAGAAGAAAAUGAUCGUAUGAUCAACGUUUUUGGGCACUUGUGGCUUAUUUUCAAACUGGCUGCAUUUGUCUACUUCUUUGCAGGAGGUGGUGGUCUCUACAGGCCCAUCAUGCUCGGCAUUGUUGCUGGUGUGGUUUAUCUGGCACAAGUAGGCGUGUUCCAAGAGCAGUUCAAUCUUGUACGUCGUCACUUCGAGGCCCUGCUUCCCGUAGGGGCCCUGGCCGACCGUGUGGCUCAGCCCAACAAUCAACGCCAAACCCAGCAGCGAGGCAACCUAUCGCCUGAGGAAGCGGCUAGGAGAUUAUUGCAGCAGAGGAGAGACCAAAGAUUUGGGUGGAUCAGAGACAGCAUGCGCACCGUCGAACGUGCUUUUGCUUUAUUCGUUGCCAGUCUGUUUCCCGGUGUUGGAGAGCGAAUGGUACACGCGCAGGAGGAAAGGGAAAGACUUGAACGGGUGGCAGCUCAAGAAGAAAGGGAACGUCAGGAGGAAGAUGCGAGGAGAAGGGAAGAAGAGGCUCAAGCACAGCGCGAGCAGAGAGAUGAAAACAAGGCUGGAAACGAUCUCGCGACGCAUGAGAGAUUGGAUUCAAGUGCGAGCGCCAAAGGCAAAGAGAGGGUGGUAACAGUGGAAGACGAACCCUCAGGCUCUGCUUCUUGA